AUGCCCUCCCUCAUCAUAAACAACCACCACCUCCACUACGCCGACUCACACCCCAACGGCGCCCCAGAACAAGGCCACACCAUCGUCUUCAUCCACGGCCUGGGCUCCUCCCAAAACUACUACUUCCCCAUCCUCCCGCAUCUAACCAACCACCGCUGCAUAACAAUCGACACAUAUGGCUCCGCCCGCUCAACCUACAUGGGACAACCGAUCUCCAUCGCCUCCAUCGCCGCAGAUGUAAUCGGCGUCCUAGACGCACUCAGCAUCCCCAAAGCCGUGGCCGUCGGCCACUCAAUGGGCGGCCUCGUCGUCACCCUGCUUGGCGCCCAGUAUGCAGACCGCAUAAAGGCAGUGGUAGCUAUUGGCCCGACACAUCCUUCCUCGACGCUCACGACGGUGAUGAACAAGAGGAGCGAGACUGUUUCCGAAGCCGGCAUGGAACCAAUGGCCAACACCAUCCCAUACCAAGCAACCGGAUCCGGGACCUCAGCGCUCACGAAGUCGUUCGUCCGGGAACUGAUCCUCGGGCAGAACCCCGAGGGCUACGCCGCGCUUUGUCGGGCCAUUGCUGCAGCGCCCGUGAUCGAUUAUUCGGCUGUCCGGGCGCCGUUCUUGCUUAUUGCCGGCGAGGAGGAUAAGUCUGCGCCGUUGGAGGGCUGUCGGGUUAUUUUUGACGGCGUGGCCAGUGAGAAGAAGAGCUUGGAGGUGCUGCAGAAGGUGGGUCAUUGGCAUUGUGUUGAGGCGCCGGAGGCUGUGGGGGGUUUGAUUGCGCGGUUUGUUGGGGGGGUUGGCUUGUAG
Molecule: messenger RNA, 798 nt
Organism: Aspergillus pseudonomiae
Lineage: Eukaryota; Fungi; Ascomycota; Eurotiomycetes; Eurotiales; Aspergillaceae
Product: alpha/beta fold hydrolase
Exons: 2
Coding region: 1-798 (265 amino acids)
Source: RefSeq, a predicted model, not a curated record